This is a messenger RNA of Phlebotomus argentipes, 1850 nucleotides long. RefSeq names its product fatty acyl-CoA reductase wat-like. The record is from RefSeq and is a predicted model, not a curated record. Gene Ontology annotation, biological process: long-chain fatty-acyl-CoA metabolic process. Gene Ontology annotation, molecular function: alcohol-forming very long-chain fatty acyl-CoA reductase (NADP+) activity. Gene Ontology annotation, cellular component: peroxisome. Bases 325 to 1761 code for a protein of 478 amino acids. The transcript has 5 exons. NCBI's taxonomy places the organism in Eukaryota, Metazoa, Arthropoda, Insecta, Diptera, Psychodidae.
GUUCGUGGUGAGAAGCAAUCGCAGGUGGAUCAGCGCUGUGCAGAGUGAACAAGUGCGCCAGAGAGUCUCAAAAAGACGCACAAAAACCAGGAAUUUCACAGAACAACACUUCACAGCGGCGCGCGCCAAUAGAAGGAAUCGGAAAAAUGGAGGAGAAUCACGCAAACAAUUGACUCUAUGUGGAUAGCAUUGAGAAGAGUGUGCAAUUCUGUCCCCACCCGUUUCUCCCGCCACGCCGUGCGCGCAUUUCGCUAAUCACCGGCAUUUCUAUCGCCAGAUGCAGAAUCGGAGGUGCAGCAGUUCUACGGCGGCAGGAGCAUCUUCAUGACCGGAGGCACGGGCUUCUUGGGCAAAAUCAUCAUGGAGAAACUCCUUCGCACCUGUCGCAUUGACACAAUAUACUUGCUGAUCCGGGACAAGAAGGGGAAAAAUAUCCACACACGCGUCGAGGAGCUGCUGGAUGAUGUUGUGUACGAUCGGCUGCGCCAGCAGCAGCCAAAGUUUCGCUAUCGUGUUCAUCCUAUUGCCGGUGAUUGCUCACUGCCGGGCCUCGGCAUCUCUGCUCAAGACAGAGCCUUGCUGAUGGCCAAUGUGCACAUUGUCUUUCACGUGGCUGCCACAGUUCGCUUCGACGAGAAGCUCAACAUUGCCAUGGGCAUCAAUGUGAACGGCACGCGUGAGGUGCUGACACUCUGUCGAGAGAUCAAAAAUCUCGUGUCUGCAGUGCACGUGAGCACAGCCUAUGCCAACUGCAAUAGGCCCGACAUUGACGAGAGAUUCUACCCUCAUCGCUUGUCCGCCGUAAAAGCGCUGCAGCUUUAUGAGGCACUCGACGAGAGCACACUGGAAGGUGUUGGAGAGAAGCUAUCUCGCGGGUGGCCCAAUACAUAUACCUUCACGAAAGCCCUGGCAGAGGACCUCAUUAAGACGGAGGGAAAGGAUCUGCCGAUAGCCAUUGUCAGGCCAGCAGUUGUCUUGCCCACUGCUCACGAGCCUGUAAUCGGAUGGAUUGACAACAUGUACGGACCCACAGGGAUGGUGGUAGGCGUCGGAGCGGGCCUGAUCCACGUGUGUCACGUGCACAAGGACAACAAUGCCGAACUGGUUCCAGUUGACAUGUGCGUAAAUGCUAUCCUGGUUAGCGCCUGGGACAGAGUCACUCAUCAACACCCGGAAACACCCAUUCUAAACUUCGUCACGACGCCUGGCAAUAAGUUCCGCUGGCGACAGUACAUUGACUACGCCUGGAAGCAUGGAUCGCAGGUGCCCACGAUGAAAAGUAUUUGGUACACGGCGUUCACCGUCACAGACUCCAAGAUGUGGUUUGCGAUAUUGUGGUUCUUCUAUCACACUAUCCCGGCCGUGUGCAUGGAUCUGUGUCUGCGCCUCGUAGGCAAGCGACCUAGGAUGGUUGAUAUCUACAAGAAGAUCAAGAAAUACUGCGACGUUAUCUUCUUCUUCACCCACAUGAAGUUCACUUUCUCCAACGCCAACACGGAGGCUCUAUGGUCGAGACUGGGAGAGCGCGAUCGCGAAAUAUUCUUCUUCGACAUGGCCUCACUGGAUUGGGACACGUACAUGAACAGCACCGUGAUGGGGAUCAGACAGUACCUCAUGAAAGAGUCUCCAGACACCAUUCCAGCUGCCAAACGCCGCCUGAAUCGUUUCAAACUGAUGCACUACACUAUCGUAUACACUAUUUAUGCCAUUUUUGGCUACUUGAUCGUCAUGCUGUUUGCCAAGAUUCUCCUGCCUGCUUAAUAUGUUCCUGAGCGCCCCAACUAACCCGCGGAAUAAAGGCAUCCUGGUGAAGUGAAGAGAGCGGUGUUUAAUUUGCAUACUCGCGGGUC